Molecule: messenger RNA, 1740 nt
Organism: Hippocampus comes (tiger tail seahorse)
Lineage: Eukaryota; Metazoa; Chordata; Actinopteri; Syngnathiformes; Syngnathidae
Gene: cmklr1
Product: chemokine-like receptor 1
Exons: 2
Coding region: 202-1239 (345 amino acids)
Biological process (GO): complement receptor mediated signaling pathway; inflammatory response; positive regulation of cytosolic calcium ion concentration
Cellular component (GO): plasma membrane
Molecular function (GO): G protein-coupled receptor activity; complement receptor activity
Source: RefSeq, a predicted model, not a curated record
AGUGCAUAGUUGAAAAACUCAAAUAGCAGUACUGAAAGUGUUGAGGCGCUGGCGAUGGCCGUGUUGAGAAACCUUCCGGUCAGCUGACUGCUCAACACUUCAUGACAUGAAGGAACCAGCGCAGCUCUGCCGACAUUCGUUCACUGGGCGGCAUCAAGUCAACAGUAGCGGCAGUAAUCUUCUCUCUUCUGUCGAGAGAAAAUGGAAGAUUUUACUUAUGAAGAUUUCGGCAACUACACAUACGAUGAGGACGACCUCAUGCCACACGAGGAGUCGGUGUUUCUGCACAAAUCCACCUGCACGGGAGAUGCCCUUUGUGUUUCUCUGCUGGUGAUCACCACAACCAUUUUUCUGCUGGGUUCCUGCGGCAAUGCGUUGGUCAUCUGGAUCUCUGGCUUCAAAAUGAAGAAGACGGUCAACACUACGUGGUACCUGAGCCUGGCCAUCUCGGACUUUGUCUUCUGCAUCUUUCUUCCAUUCCUCAUCACCAACAUGGCCAUGGGGAGGUGGAUCUUCGGACUCUUCUUGUGCAAGUUUACCUCGUCCGUGUUGUUCCUCAACAUGUUCAGCAGCAUCUUCCUCCUGGUCGUCAUUAGCGUCGACCGCUGCGUGUCCGUCAUCUUUCCCGUCUGGGCCCAGAACCACCGCACGGUACGAAAGGCAUCGGUCAUUGUUAUCCUGGCCUGGGUUCUUGCCAUCGGACUCAGUCUUCCCUCGGCGGUUUUUCGCGACAUUAAGCAUCAAAUGGGCAGGAGCAUUUGCUACAACAACUACACGUUCCACCAACACAGUCACGAAAUCAUCGGAGUCAGUCGCUUUGUGGGAGGCUUUGCGGUGCCUUUCAUGGUCAUCAGCGUUUGCUACUCGGUCAUCAUCCUGAAACUUCGGACCAACAGGAUGACCAAAUCGUCCAAACCUUUCAAAGUCAUGACGGCGCUCAUCGCUACUUUCUUCAUCUGCUGGCUGCCCUACCACGUGUUCAUUCUGCUUGAAGUCAAUCAGCAACACCACAACCAUUACAUCUUAACUGUCGGAACGCAGGUCGGGACCUGCCUGGCGGCGGCCAACAGUUUCCUCAACCCGGUGCUCUAUGUGUUUAUGGGUAAUGACUUCCAGCAAAGGUGUAAGACCUCCUUGCUGUCAAAGAUGGAGAAUGCCAUGGGGGAUGAUGGUCGCACCACCAGCCGGUAUCUGUCCAGGUCCAGCUCUAUGGACGGCAGGGUGUCCACACACAUUUAAAAGUCCUCCAACACACACAAAGCUGUGAUUACAGUUGUCUCGCACAGCAACACUCUAUCGGGAAAGCACUGCAAGCAGUUUGAGCCUCAGUUGUGCGUUCGUGUGCACUACGACAUGCAAUCAGCAAUCCUGACGUUAACUUGACGCGCUAUUUCAUUGAGGGAUGACCUCAGCAAAGGCCCCCCCCCCCGCCCCCCCACACACUUCAGGCGUGUGACGAAUAAAUCAUGAAAAUGCAAAUUACUUGCAUUUUUCACAUCCGAACAAUUCACAGUGGCAGCGAUGGCAUUCACGAGUGUCUGAGCGCAUACUCUGCAUCGUUGCACAAGCCAAUAAAAAAAACAUAAAAAUAAUAAUAAAAUCAUCAUUCCUAAAAAAAAAAUAAUAAUAAAAGAAAAUAUGUCAUGUUCAUGUUCUGUGCGAGGCAGUGUCAAAAACAACAGCAGGGAAUAAUGUGUUGAUGUGCGUGUCGUGUUAAUCACAAAAAAAAAAAAAGGGCGG